Schistocerca nitens (vagrant locust) is the source of this 834-nucleotide messenger RNA. RefSeq names its product fatty acid-binding protein, muscle-like. NCBI's taxonomy places the organism in Eukaryota, Metazoa, Arthropoda, Insecta, Orthoptera, Acrididae. The transcript is spliced from 3 exons. Gene Ontology annotation, biological process: fatty acid transport. Bases 80 to 481 code for a protein of 133 amino acids. The record is from RefSeq and is a predicted model, not a curated record. Gene Ontology annotation, molecular function: fatty acid binding. Gene Ontology annotation, cellular component: nucleus; cytosol.
AGGACACUAGUCUGUAAGCGUGUGUACUCCUGAACAUCGGUUGUCGCAGUUGUCACGCGUUUCCAGCGAAGUUUGCGUCAUGUCGGUGGACGAAUUUGUUGGCCGCAAAUACAAGCUCGACAAGAGCGAGAAUUUUGAUGAAUUUUUGAAAGCGCUUGGGGCGGGCAUGUUGGCUCGCAAGAUGGCCGGCGCAGUUAGCCCCGUCGUGGAGCUGACAAAGGAGGGAGACACCUACACGUUCAAGUCUGCGUCGGCGUUCAGGACCAUGCUCAUCACCUUCAAACUCGAUGAGGAGUUCGUGGAGGAGACUCCGGACGGCCGCAAAGUGAAUUCGACCAUCACCCAGGAAGGCAACAAGCUGCACCACAUCCAGAAGGGCGAGAAGACCACCACCACUGUGCGGGAGUUCUCAGACGAAGAGCUGAAGAUGACCAUGACAGUGGACGACAUUGUGUGUACGAGAAUUUACAAAGCAAUAUAAGACUGCAGCUUUCAUCACUGAAGACAAUUAUUUCAAUUUUUUAAAGCGAAUUGUCAAGAAAUUGUAAGAAUUUAGAUUCUGUACCCUGUGAUACAGUUUCAUAACGGCUUAUUUGAUAAUUUCUGUUUAGAAUGAACUUGUCAGACCGUUUAUUAGCAUGUACAUGUAUUCCAGUUUUUUAUAUUUUUAUAUUGCAAGUUGAAGGUUUCAUUCUGAACAGAUCUUGAUAUCUCUAAAAUGUUUUUGUAUUUUACAUUUGGUAUAAUUGUUACAUGUAUUUAAGUCAAUGUUUUCUUAAAAUUCGAACAUAAUGCUGAAUUUACUGUGUAUUAAUAAAAUUAUUUCACAUAAAA